Molecule: messenger RNA, 1195 nt
Organism: Neltuma alba
Lineage: Eukaryota; Viridiplantae; Streptophyta; Magnoliopsida; Fabales; Fabaceae
Product: transcription factor bHLH51
Exons: 2
Coding region: 157-939 (260 amino acids)
Biological process (GO): regulation of DNA-templated transcription
Molecular function (GO): protein dimerization activity; DNA-binding transcription factor activity
Source: RefSeq, a predicted model, not a curated record
AGAUAAGGAGAAAAUGAGCCAUUAUUAGUGCAGGAAACAGUGUGUAGCUAGCUGGUGAUGGAAGAUGAAGAAAGAUAGUAAUAAAGAGCCAAAGAAAGCCAGUGAGUGAGAGAGAGAUAAGGGGUUUAGAAUGAAUUGGUUAUUUGUAUUGUGAGAAUGGAAAAUUUCUACUAUUCAAGUUCUGGUUCUAGUAGCUGGUGGCCUGUGCAGGGCUCAAACAGUGCUGGUCCUUCUCCUUUUUCAGCGCAGACUCCAUUGUUGCCUCAUCACAUCUCUGAUUCAUGCUCUGUUCAGUUCUGUGAUCUCCCUCAUUCAUGGCCUGCAGAAGAUAAAGCUUCCAGUGCCUCCAAGAGCCAUAGCCAAGCUGAGAAACGCCGUAGGGACAGGAUCAAUGCACAGCUUGCCACUCUCAGAAAACUCAUCCCCAAGUCUGAUAAGAUGGACAAGGCAGCAUUACUGGGGAGUGUUAUAGAGCAUGUGAAGGAUCUGAAACGAAAAGCCAUGGAUAUAGGCACAUCCUUCACAGUCCCUACAGAGAUCGACGAAGUUUCAAUAGACCAAGACGAAAGCUCAAGUUCCAUCAUCAACAACAACAAUACCAAUGUGAAUUACAAAGUGGAAGGAAACAACAACAUAAUGAUCAGAGCUUCAGUUUGCUGUGAGGAUCGACCAGAACUGUUCUCAGAACUCAUCAAAGUUCUCAAAGGCCUGAGGCUCACAGCAGUGAAAGCUGAAAUAGCAAGCGUGGGAGGCAGAAUCAAAAGCGUAUUGGUACUGUGUUCUAAGGACAGUGACGAUAAUGUUUGUGUGGCCACUCUGAAGCAGUCUCUUAAAUCUGCCGUCACUAAGAUUGCUGCUUCAUCCUCAUCAAUGGCUUCUGCUUGUCCUGCAAGAAGUAAGAGGCAGAGGUUCUUCUUGCCUUCGCCAUGCCUCCACUGAUACUUUAUUAUUUUUCUGAGGGCAAAUCUAUUUGGGUGUUGCUUUUUUUUUUUUGGCAAUAUUUAUCACAUAUAUAUAGUUUUUUUUUUCUUUUAAGAUUAAUAACGCUUCAUUCCUUGCUUAAAUUAUAUAAAAAAAGGAUGUGUGGAAUUAACCUCUUCUACGUGAGUUCCAAUUCUACUUUUACUUUAUGGAAAAGGCUUCGUAUGUAUUACUUAUAUAACAUGAAAAAAUAUUCAAUGUAUAGUACUUCUAU